Larimichthys crocea (large yellow croaker) is the source of this 1589-nucleotide messenger RNA. It is a transcript of the gene cd5, whose product is annotated as CD5 molecule. The coding region runs from base 102 to 896 and encodes 264 amino acids. The record is from RefSeq and is a predicted model, not a curated record. The transcript has 6 exons. Lineage: Eukaryota; Metazoa; Chordata; Actinopteri; Sciaenidae.
UCUCAUCAGUUUUUCUGUUGUUGGCGUCUUGAUCUGAUUUGUGUCGUCUGUCUGUCUCUGUCUGUGUCGUCUUCCUCCACUUGUUGCUCACUGUUACUGUGAUGGAUCUGGAUCUCAGGACUGUCAUGAUCUCAGCUCUUUUACUCAUGGUGGCUGAUAAGACAACACCUAAUCCACUCAACAAGACUGCCACCACCCCUCAGGACAACACCAACACCAGUGCCUCUCCCAUACCCAGUGAUACUAAAACGACUAUUGCUACCACCAUCCCCACCACCAUCCCCACCACCUCUGCACCUGUCCCGGGCUUCCUCAAUAUCACAUGGAGGAAGAACUGUGAAGGAGAUGUUAAAAUGAUGCUCUACCACCACUCCAAAGUCUUCGCAUUUCCUGUUUGUCACCACAGUGAGACAAAUUUCUCGAGUCUUUUUGGAAAUGUGUGUGCAAACAAGAAAGGUUGUAAAGGCGAAGCGCAAUGGGUUCCAAGUAAAAACAGUGAGACAGAGUGUUAUUCCCUCAAGGAGAGAGAAUCAGGGAAGAAGAUCAACUGUAAGGCACUGAUGGUCAAGUGCGACGUUGAGGUCAUUGAAGAUCUAGCCGGGAAGCUGCAGGCCCACAAAGUGGUGGUAGCUUUGCUCUGCUGUGUGCUGGUGGUCUUGAUUCUGGUCCGCUUCACCAAACCCACUGUCAAAGCCCUGCAGAAGAGACUAUCAGACAAGAGGCAGAGCCGCUGGAUCGGACCCACACAGAGUCACAGUGUGUCUUACCAUCGAGGAAAAAGUGCAGUGAAAAACAACGACGGAGACAAGAGAUGGUCCUACCCUGCUUUGGAACGACUUGCAGUAAGAGACAGCAGAGAACCUUCAUCGAACAGGAACAGUGACUGCAACUACUGACACAUCAUCAUCAUCAUCAUCAUCACCAUCAUCAUCAUCAUCAUCAUCAUCAUCAUAUCUUAAGUGAAUUUAGCAAGCCUCUUUAUACAUCAAACUGGAAAAUGUCGAACCAGAACAAGUCCUAUCAACGUGACUGAAGGUGUGUUAGGACGUCAUAUUUGAAUGGAACGUUACAAUAUUUUUGGAAACACUUUAUAUUCAUCAUUGUAUAUUGUGCUUUUAGCAGUUAGCACUGGAGCUACUUCUUAAAUAACAACUGCAAAGUGACUGCACACAGGAAGUCCUGGGUGGUGUUGUGGUGGUUUUGAGCUCCAUCCAGGUGACUCUUGGAUGUGUAGGUGACUAGCUUGUUUGCUAACAAGCUCCAACAUGUACAUCAGACAGCUCUGAGGUUGUUAGAAGGUUUGUUUCUCUCUUUCAUGUUUUAUUCUUCCAGUCUUUGAGCCCUGCCAUGAUAGAUACGUCCAGGAUGUACUGGAUCUCUGUUCUGGACAAACAGCGAUAAAACUAAGAAACUAGAAACUCACAAAGUGAUUCAAUAAUAGCAAAAGUUUCAAAAAUGUUGGAAUGUUCCUUAAAUCAUAAAAACAUUCUUCAACAAUAUCUGAGAAUACCGAUUUAAUAAAAUCUUCUUCAUUGACACUGUGAUUAACUGUAUUUCUUUUGUUGUUGUGAUUUUUUAAUUAUAUUUUC